AUGAGACUGCGCCCGUCGACGCCCCUGUCGGUGCUUCUGGCCGUGGCAUUGGGCCUCCUCGUGCUGGCCGUCAUAUCGACACCCGUCAUCAAGCAGAUACCGCUGGGCGAGUUCAACGGCUACAAGUUUGGCGUGUUCGGCUAUUGCGACGCCGACGACAAGUGCAGCAGCAUCGGCAUCGGCUACAAGGACCUGGGUGACACCCUCUCCAGCAACGAUGACGCCUUUGACCUGCCCACCGGCGUGCGCGAGACCCUCUCGGCCGUCCUGAUCCUGCACCCCGUCGCCGCCGGCCUGGUCCUCGUCAUGCUCAUCAUGGCCAUCAGCUCCCACUUCCACGCCCCGGCCCACUCGUCCAGGUUCCUGCUCGCCUUCUUCAUCUUCACCAUCAUCACCAUCCUCGUCUGCCUGGCCGCCUUCCUCAUCGACGUCCUCAUGUUCGUCCCCAACAUCGCCUGGGGCUCCUGGAUUGUCCUGGCCUCCACCAUCAUGGUCAUCCUCAGCGCCGUCGUCACCUGCGCCAUGCGCCGCUCCCUCAUCAGCCGCAAGAACCGCCGCAAGCUCGUGGUCGAGAACGACGAGAUGAAUGGUCAGACCUACUACAGCAACGAGGCUGCCAAGCCCGUCGAUCCCAUGGCACCGGCCGCCAUCCCCCUCAUCGGCACUGUCACGAACACCUCCGCCACCGGCGACAACCUCCCCGCCUUUGCUACCUUUGAGGACCAGAAGAAGGACGAUCAGGUCAGCGACGAGCGCGUGCCCCUGACCCGGAAGCCCUCGUCUACCUCGGGCCCCCAGGGCAGCGUCUCUGCCACCGACCUCUCCAGGACACCCCCCCGUGCCGACCGUUACGGCAACCCCAUCAACGAUGCCGGCGCCUAUGGCGUUGCCAGGAAUCCCACCAGAGGCCCGCCUCUCCAGAACGGCUAUCGUGGACGUGGCGGCCCUUAUGGUGGUGGCGGCUACGGCGGUGGCGGCGGCGGCCGCGGCGGCUAUGACACGUAUGCCGGCGGCGCCCCUCCCAUGCGUGGACGAGGAGGCUACGGCCCUCCCGGCAGAGGAGGUGGCUACCCCAUGCGCGGGCGUGGCGGAUACGGACCCCCUACCAGAGGUGGAUACGGGAGGAGCAGGGGUGGUUACGGCGGCGGCCCGACCCCGCCCCCUCCCGGUCCCGGCUAUUACGACAGCCGGCGGCAACCGACUGCAGACCCCUACGGCCCCGGUUCGGGCUCGCGGCAAGCCUCUGCCGACGACUACAACUCCGCCAGCAACCUGGUCCCGGCUGCGGCGGUCGGGGCCGGGGCCGGGGCCGGGGCCGUCGUCGGCGGUGCCCUCCCGCAGUCGUUCUCCAACAGCAGCAGCAACUACGAGCCGUACAACCCCGACGCACGAGCACCAGACCUGCCCCGCGCAGAGUCCCCACCUGCCAUGGGCGACGGCGUCGGCGUUGUGGCAGCCGGCAACCUUCGCGACGAAGUCCCCCCCGUUGCUGCUGCCAACGAUGGCGGUCCCGUAGAGAUGGAUGCCACACCUGCCCCGCCGAAGAGGGAGUAUACACCGUACAACGGUGCACUGCGCGAAAGUGACUCGGACGUUGUCGGCAUGGUGGGGCUGCAGCAGGGGAGGCCGCUCGAUAGGCAUAACACUUAUAUGAGUGACGGAAGCCGGUACAGCACUGAUGAUCAAUUCCACCCCGCCCGCACAGGGUGGACCCAGCAAGACCGCACCGCCUCGCCACUCAACGUCCAGCAGCCGACGGGCAACCUCGUCCGGAGCGGAUCAGGAAACUACUACGAAGACGUAGACCCCCGAUUCCAAUCAUCACCAAACCUCGACCGACAACCCCCGCAGCAGUCCCAGCGACCCCCGCAGGCGGUGGGCUACGACGAGGACGUGCACGCCCUCAACAACGGGGCCCGCAGCCCCGCGGAGUCUGAGAGAUCCACUUUCACCUCCAUCUCUCAACGGGGCAUAAACCCGUACUGGAACGGUGGUGGUCCGGGCCCCAGCGGUCUCGGCCCCGCCCAAGCACCUCCGCCCUUGAACUAUGGCGGCGGCGGCGGCGGCAUACCCCCCCGGAGACCCGUGCCCGCCCAGCAGCAGAGACAGGAUAUGCUGCUGGACAAUCCGGAUUUCCAGCUUCCCGGCGGUGCAGGCGCAAGCAAGCCCGGGACGGGUGGAGGGCGUAUGCCGCCUGCGGGUACUGUGCCGGGAAGUGCGUACCCUGGCGGCGGCAUCUAG
Molecule: messenger RNA, 2241 nt
Organism: Geosmithia morbida
Lineage: Eukaryota; Fungi; Ascomycota; Sordariomycetes; Hypocreales; Bionectriaceae
Product: SUR7/PalI family
Exons: 2
Coding region: 1-2241 (746 amino acids)
Cellular component (GO): growing cell tip; cell division site; plasma membrane
Source: RefSeq, a predicted model, not a curated record